UAAAGAUAUCCGAUCAAAACGGACCAAUAAAAGCCCUGAUAUCUGAACCGCGGGAAAAUCCGCCGCUGCAGCAGCAGGGUUGAAGAGUUGAUGGACAGUGAGGGAGCUCAGCGUAACUGGAGUCAGAAGUUUGGAGAAACAAACUGCAUGAAACAGAUCCAGACCCUCCCACUCGAUAGCGCAUGCUCCUUGUCUCCUUCCCCAGAUGGAUGAUGGGAAAAAAAAACUUACCUGUGAAAGCGAGAUUUCAACCCACGUCACUUUGGAGCCAAUCUCAUUAGAGUUUCUGUGGUCCAGGCCUGCCUCUAACACUCACUGCUUCCACGCUGCUGACAAGAUUACUAGCCGAGGCCCUCAUGGGUCAGGACACAAUUCCGGCGGUUCCCCAUCACAGAGUCAGUAACCUCCCCCACCCAGUGCAUGGUGCACCUCUUCCGGCUGACUAAACUUUGAGCCCUGAGCCAGUGUCUGGCUAGUCAUGUUUCCUUGUCUCCUGGGCUUGUGGGAAUGAGGAGCAUUCCUUUAUCAUCAUCACAGCAUUAUUCAGAUGCCUGCCGUACUCUCCUGUCACGUUCCACCUGGUUCGGGGGUUUCCAUGGAAACGGUGCGGAGUGACAGCAUGAAGGCAGCGUGUGGUAGCGCGUGAGUGGGCACUGGGAGUUGUGGGGAGGAGCCAGUUCCCCCACUGCAGCAUCCAAAGAGCGGGGAUCUCUCUUCACACAAACACACACACACACAUCUGACCAUCCUCCUUACUGCAAUCAAAGUCCCUCUGGACCGAGUGUGUGCCCCCCUGCUAGGAAUCCUCAGUGUCUUAAUCAACCAGUGUUUUGUCCGUCUCUGGUGAAUCUCAAGCCAAAAUGUCUUCUAAGCUGCCUUCAGGCAAACCCACGUCCCCUUUCAGGAAGAGAGGCAGCCUGCAGUACACAGCCAGUGGAGUAGAUCUCCGUGUUGGCCGACACCUCCUCACAUCCCAGUAUUCUUUGCCUGGCAACCCUGUAACCAAGCACGGCCACAUUGACCUGCGCACAUCCAUGGAUGGCAAAUACAAAGAGAUUGCAGAGGAGCUGUUCUCCCGCAGCCUGGCGGAGAGUGAGAUGCGGAGCGCUCCAUAUGAGUUCCCUGAGGAGAGCCCUAUUGAGCAGCUGGAGGAGAGGCGGCACCGACUGGAGCGGCAAAUCAGCCAGGAUAUCAAGUUUGAGCCUGAUAUCCUACUGCGAGCCAAACAGGACUUCAUGAAAACUGACAGUGCAACAGAUCUUGAGUAUAUGAAAGAACAAAUCCAGGCGCCCGAAGAACUCUAUCCCGAGAGAGAGCUCGUCCCUGAGAGGGAGUAUCAGAGAGUCGCUAUCUCUGGAGAGGAGAAAUGCGGGGUUCCAUUCACUGACCUACUGGAUGCUGCUAAAUGUGUAGUCAAAGCUCUGUUCAUCAGAGAGAAGUACAUCUCUCUGUCCAUGCAGAACUUCUGCAGGACUACAGCACGUUACCUGCAGGAGGAGCUGGGUGGCCGACCUCUGGACCUCAACACCUUUGAGGAGAUGCCGGAGUCCUCUGCAUCUGCAAAUGCGACGGUCCACCCACCUGUGUCAGAAACCCACCCCUAUGAGGUGCUAGACCCUGCCAGCAUGCCCCCAGGUUUGGGCUACACUUGCAAGAUGGUGGAUGGUGUUGUUCAUGUGUACACGCAGAAUUCCUCAGAGCUAGACUUGCCGUACCCAGACCUGCAGGAAUACAUAGCUGAUAUGAACAUGAUGAUGGCGCUCAUCAUUAACGGGCCGGUGAAAUCUUUCUGCUAUCGCCGGCUGCAGUACCUCAGCUCCAAGUUCCAGAUGCACAUUCUCUUAAACGAGAUGAAAGAGUUGGCAGCACAGAAGAAAGUCCCUCACCGUGAUUUCUACAACAUCAGGAAGGUGGACACACACAUCCAUGCCUCAUCCUGUAUGAAUCAGAAGCAUCUGCUGCGCUUCAUUAAAAGAGCCAUGAAGAAAUAUCCAGGUGAAAUUGUCCAUGUAGAAAAAGGCCGAGGACAGACUCUAUUAGAGGUGUUUGAGAGCAUGAACCUGACGGCCUUUGACCUCAGCGUAGACACUCUGGAUAUGCAUGCGGACCGUAACACAUUUCACCGAUUUGAUAAAUUCAACUCCAAAUACAACCCCAUUGGAGAGUCCAUCCUCAGAGAAAUCUUUAUCAAGACUGACAACCAUGUUGAGGGGAAAUACUUCGGGCACAUAAUCAAGGAGGUGAUGGCAGACCUGGAGGAGAGCAAAUAUCAGAAUGUGGAGCUACGACUUUCUAUCUACGGCCGCUCACGAGAUGAAUGGGAUAACCUGGCUCAAUGGGCUGUCAAACACAAAGUUUAUUCAGAUAACGUGCGCUGGCUGGUGCAGGUGCCCCGGUUAUUUGAUGUGUACCACACCAAAAAGCAGCUAUCUAACUUCCAGGAGAUGCUAGAGAACAUCUUUAUGCCUCUGUUUGAAGUCACAGUCAAUCCCAGCACCCACCCACAGCUACAUCUCUUUCUGCAACACGUUGUGGGGUUUGAUAGUGUGGAUGAUGAGUCCAAACCUGAGCAACACAUCUUUAACCUGGAUAGUCCAAAACCUGUGAACUGGACGGAGGAAGACAAUCCUCCAUACUCAUAUUAUCUGUACUACAUGUAUGCGAAUAUGACUGUACUCAACCACCUGCGCAGGCAAAGAAACUUGAAUUCAUUUGUAUUACGUCCACACUGUGGAGAGGCAGGGCCUAUUCACCACCUCGUGUCUGGAUUUAUGCUGUCAGAAAAUAUUUCCCAUGGCCUGCUUCUGAGAAAAGCUCCUGUACUGCAGUAUCUGUAUUACCUGGCUCAGAUCGGCAUCGCCAUGUCCCCACUCAGCAACAACAGCCUUUUCCUCAGUUACCAUCGAAAUCCUCUGCCUGAGUACCUAUCCAGGGGCCUCAUAGUGUCUUUGUCCACCGAUGACCCACUGCAGUUCCACUUCACAAAGGAGCCGCUGAUGGAGGAGUACAGCAUCGCUGCUCAGGUGUGGAAGCUGAGCUCAUGUGACAUGUGUGAGCUGGCCCGAAACAGUGUGCUCAUGAGUGGAUUUUCUCACCAGGUGAAAAGCUAUUGGCUGGGGCCGCAUUGUCUCAAAGAGGGGCAGGAGGGCAACGACAUCAGACGCACUAAUGUUCCAGACAUCCGAGUGGCAUACCGCUUUGAGACGCUGUGCGAGGAGCUGAAUCUGAUCACCCAGGCUGUGCGUUCAGAGGAGCUGGAGAUGGUUGAAGAGCAGGGCUCCCUGUGCAUGGGUGCAGGACCGGCCGGACAUUAGCUCUCAAUUAUUCAUUCAGUACAGAAUGUGAGUGAAAGGUUGAUUCAGGGAAAUGUGGCACAGUCAUAUUGUGUUUGAUUCCACUGGUGUUCAACUAAAUUUUUUUUAUUUGACUUUAUUUAGGUAUUUGCUAGAAAUGUACUGUUGUUUUUUGGUUGUGAAGUGCAGGUUUAAAGGCCUCGUUGCUAGGAAGCAAAGAUAAUUUGAACAAAGGAAAUGCCAGUGUUGUGUUUGACAAAAGCACAUGAACAUUUCUAGAAUACCAACUGGAAACACUUACAGUAUCUUUGAACAACUAGAAGGCUCCAGAUAUCCAGUCAAGCAUCAGGAAACCCCAGAAAUCUUCCCCUCUGUUACUGUGGACCUUACACUGUCCUUUACCUGCAGUCCAGCAUGUAGAUCAGUGAAAUGGUUUACACUAUCAUAGAUGAUAAACAUUUGGUGUUGCUUGUACACUUGCUCUGAACGUUAACAGCCAUAAACAUUUGUUCUUUGGCUACUGUGUGUGAGCUCAAGUACCUACGCACAUCUCAGCCUUGAGCCGUCAACAUCCUGUCAUUUUUAAAUGGAUUUUUAUCUCCUUUAUAUUCUUGAUUUUAACAGGUUCUGUUCUAAUAAGUUUAUUAUUGUGAUAUUUAUUUUAUAGUGAGUGGUUGUAUCCUUUGUCAUUUGGCCAUUUCUAUGUGUGUCUGUAAUUGAAUAAUUAUUAGUGCUAUUUAUUGUAAAUCAGACAUGAUAUCAAAGUGAAGUUUAUUUUUCCGCUGUAUUCUGUAUCUCAAAAUUAAAAUAUAAUUCUGA
Messenger RNA from Onychostoma macrolepis, 4112 nucleotides. RefSeq names its product adenosine monophosphate deaminase 2b (gene ampd2b). Gene Ontology annotation, biological process: AMP metabolic process; IMP salvage. The transcript has 21 exons. NCBI's taxonomy places the organism in Eukaryota, Metazoa, Chordata, Actinopteri, Cypriniformes, Cyprinidae. The record is from RefSeq and is a predicted model, not a curated record. Gene Ontology annotation, molecular function: AMP deaminase activity. Gene Ontology annotation, cellular component: cytosol. The coding region runs from base 861 to 3314 and encodes 817 amino acids.